UCACUGACACAAGGAUCAGAAUAUAAGUACAUGUACGGCAAUAAUGAAACCUGUAUUGAUGUUAAGAUGGACGUUCUGUUUACCCUGAGUGAUGGAAAUGAAACAAUAAAGUUUGAUGGAAAUAAUUUCACUGUUAAGAGCGGGGAUUGUGCAACUAUAGGAGAAUAUCAGUCCAUAUUGACAUUGACAAAUUCAAACUCAGACCUUCUGUCCUUGACUUUCAACGCUCUCCCUGAUUUAUCAGUGAACAUGAGCUUGAUGUUUACAUUUGCUCCGUUCGAAUUCUUUCCAGGAUCUCCAAUAGCAACUACAAUAAAUUUGUUGGAUACUGGAGACUUGACACUUGGAUCAAUCGCCCAGCUUUAUCAGUGUGAAUCCUCCCAGAGAAUAGCAUUAAUUGGAGUGCUGGAAGGCACCAUUUAUACUUUGUACAUGGAUAUGUCUAACGUACAGAUUCAGGCUUUAAAUAUAACAAAUGGAAAACUCAGCACUGACGUGUUUGUGUGUAGUGCUGAUCAGAUGACAUCUGUAGCACAAGAUACAACAGUGACAUCUGAACCCACUACAGCCACAACAGAACCACCAGCAAUUACUGAAACAACAGUGGGUCCAUCUAAUGGAACAACAGAGAAAACAACAGUUCCAUCGGGGAGCUCAACCACUGCACCUCCAAAUCCUUCAUUUCCCCCAAAGUCCAGAUAUGAAGUCAUUGAGAACUCCCAAAUUUGUCUCAUCUUGGAGGGACGCUUCCAGCUAAAAGUGACGUAUAUGACAAAGGAUAAUAAAACUGCUACUACAACAAUGGAUGUUCCAGUGAGCAGUGAUGUCACCGUCACAGGAACAUGUGCCAGUGUAAAUGAAAACUUUUCUGGUCUCACUAUCACACCAAAAGAUGCAGGAAUUCAAUCCUUGAUUUUUAAUUUUGAAAUAAUGAACGGAAAAUCUAGCCUUAUAUCUUGGUUUGCUAAUGUAAAUAUCUCGGAUGCCAUGGAACCUGAUUUCAACCACUCAGUGACUGAUAAAGUGAAUUUGUCAAGUCCUAAGUUAUAUUACAAGUGUGAAAAUGAGGGAAACUUUUCGGACAGUACCCUGGCCUUCAUGUACAUGGAGUUAAAAGUGCAAGCUUUUAAUGUUGAGGACGGAAAAUUUUCGGAAAAUGGAGUGUAUUGUGAGGCAGAUUUUGGACCCAUUCCAGCUCCAGGUUACUCUCCUGUUAAUAUAUAUUCUGUAUUGAAUGGAAAUAAUAUCUGUGUUGUAUUCAAAGGAAGCAUCCAGCUCUAUAUUCCGUAUAUUUCAAAAAAUGGCAUAACCACAGAAAUGGUUUCCCUGCCAGCAGUGUACAAUGUGUCCGGUGAAUGCAACACAACUCUGAAUGGACUCUUCUCUCAGCAAAUGGUCAUUCGCUUUUACGACGCCUGGAUCUUGACUAUUUACUUCUCAACUUACAAGAAUCAAAAGACGGAUGUAUUGUCAGCUGGGACUCCUGUUGAUAACUACUAUAUCUCACAAAUAGAACUGAAGUAUGACUACAACAACAUCAUCUUUAAGGAUGCAGUCGAUAGCAUUCUUAGUAAAGAAAUGUCAGUUGUUGCUGCCGAUCUCAGAAAACUCACAACGAAUAAUAACAAGAGCUACAAGUGUCAGAAAGAAACUACCUUUCAUCUGCAAAAUGGAUUAUCUAUGGUUACCAAAGACCUUCAGUACCAAGCUUUCAAAACUGGGGACACGGCAGACUUCAGUGCGGCAGUCAAUUGUGAAAAGGAUGAAGAAAGACAUUAUAUACUGUACAUCGCUAUAGGAGCAGCAGGUGGAGGAUUUCUCUUUGUAUUUGUACUGGUGGUUAUUGUAUACAUCAUCAACAAACGCCGGAAAUAUGAACAAUUAACUCUGUAA
Messenger RNA from Saccostrea cuccullata (small rock oyster), 1893 nucleotides. Its product is annotated as lysosome-associated membrane glycoprotein 1-like. The record is from RefSeq and is a predicted model, not a curated record. Lineage: Eukaryota; Metazoa; Mollusca; Bivalvia; Ostreida; Ostreidae. The transcript is spliced from 9 exons. The coding region runs from base 31 to 1893 and encodes 620 amino acids. Gene Ontology annotation, cellular component: plasma membrane; late endosome membrane; lysosomal membrane. Gene Ontology annotation, biological process: establishment of protein localization to organelle.